Messenger RNA from Pecten maximus, 2227 nucleotides. Its product is annotated as high mobility group-T protein-like. Gene Ontology annotation, biological process: regulation of transcription by RNA polymerase II. Gene Ontology annotation, molecular function: DNA binding, bending. Bases 139 to 807 code for a protein of 222 amino acids. The record is from RefSeq and is a predicted model, not a curated record. Lineage: Eukaryota; Metazoa; Mollusca; Bivalvia; Pectinida; Pectinidae. The transcript is spliced from 5 exons.
CGGCUAAUCCAAACAUCGACCAAUCAGCUCUCAAUAUUCUCAUCCUUGUAUCCUCUAUGUAGCUAGCUUGUAGCGUGGGGUUAACACUGUGCUGCAUAGGGCCUUUACUUACGAAGACUAUUGGGAAUAACACAAAAUAUGGUUGGAAAACAUGAAGCAGGGAAGCCCAAAGGGCGAAUGUCAUCCUAUGCAUUCUUUGUACAAACGAUCAGAGAGGAACACAAGAAGGCUCAUCCAGGGGAAAAAGUUGUGUUUGCAGAAUUCACAAAAAAGUGUGCAGAGAAAUGGAAGACAAUGUCAGCCCAUGAGAAGAUGAGGUUUGAAGACAUGGCUCAGAAGGAUAAGGUGCGGUAUGAUGCUCAGAUGAGAACUUAUGUACCUCCUAAGGGCGAGAAGAAGAGUAGAAAGAGGACAAAAGACCCUAAUGCACCUAAGCGGUCAUUGUCUGCAUUCUUUUUCUUCUGUGCUGAUGAGAGGGGAAAAGUGAAGGCAAAGAACCCCAAUUGGACUGUAGCAGAUGUGGCCAAGGAUCUGGGUAAACAGUGGGAAAAGUGUCCCAACCGACCCUUCUAUGAACAGAAAGCAAUUGCAGACAAGAAAAGAUAUGAAAUUCAAUCUGAACAGUACAAACAGGGAAAGACUUUCACAGAGGUCAACCUAGAGCAACUGAUGCCAGCUAAGAAAGCCAAAGCUGCAGUUCCUCAAGCCGCAGCCCAAGAGGAGGAAGAUGAUGAUGACGAUGAGGAGGAUGAUGAUGAAGAGGAGGAUGAUGACGAUGAGGAGGAAGAGGAGGAUGAUGAUGAAUAGACUUUUAUUUAAAAAGACUUGUGUGAAUGAAAGAAGACAUUGCCAUCAUUUUUGUUGGAAAUUUAUUGAGAUUCCUGAUGUUGGAUCAUAUGGGCUAGUUUUCCCUAUGAUGGAGAAACAUUUUUGAUUUCAAGAUUUACGCUGACAACAUGCAAGUCUUGUGGGUUAUGAGAGUACAAGAACUGUUCAUGUUUGGUCAUGUAAGUGAAAACUGUCUUGUCAUCAUAGCACGGAAAACUUUCUUUAGACAAAUUUUGUCUGCUAAAGGUGUCAUGUUUCAGCUUAGAGAAGUGCAGGAUUGCAAAUAUAUAUGUUACAUGGGAUGUAUGUAAAAAUCAUGACAUUGAUAUAAUAUUUGUUCUGUUGUAAAUAUUUUUAAGGCAUAUGUUUUAGUUGUAUCAUGUGGAGUAACUCUGCAAGCACUACAUUUUAAAUAGUCCCCAUUUCUGUACAAACUUAAACAGAAGUUUUAUCAUGCUAUACACUUUUGAAGUCACUGGUCUUGUUUAACUGAAUAUUUGUUCUUGGCUCACAGUGUCUGUGAGCUUUUACCAUGGUGCUGCAUCCAUCCACCAUAGAUCAACUAAUAUACAACUUUGAAAAACUCGGGAAGCAUAGGUAAUAUAUUUUUGUCAGUAACUUGUUAGGAUAUGAAAUUUGGUCACAGAUUAUGUGGUGCAGUUGCAAUUGGUCACAUAUAAAAUUUGUUGGCAUAUGGAAAAUUAUUUUGACCUUAUUUCAGGUUGCAAAUAAAAUGGAUGAUUUUUUCAGAAAAUAUGUUUGAAAUAGUUUUAUUUGGCCUGUAGCUACUUGGCAUAACAUAUCAAUCAAAUUCAUUUUGUUAAUCAAUCAAAUUCAUUUUGUUAGCUUGAUUCUAAAUAAGUUAAUUAAAAUAUGACCGAGAAUGAAGGUCUUCAAUAUGAGAUGUCUGAUGAUUGUUGACUGUAUUGAGUAGCAAGUGAAUGAUUAAGCCCUUUGGGUCUCUGUUCAGGGAAACCUAAUAAAUUCGGGCAUUUGUGAAUUAAAUUGGUGUUCUCAGAACACUUUUAUUGUUGAUUAAAUUAUAAUAUGGAUUUUUUUUUGUUAUAUAUUUUCCUGUUAAAAAUUGUUUAACUUCAAGAGUGAAAUAAGUGUUUUACAAAACUAGAUUUUAAUGUGAUUAUAAAAGCAUUUUCGGGGUUUAUGCAUCCUUCAACUUUUAUCCAAAUGAAUUAAACAAAUCUUGGUUCAAGUCUUUUAUAUAAUGAUACCAAUUUUUGGGUCCUUUCUUCUCCAAUAGCUGGUGUCUUUAAAUUUGUUGUAUUAAACUCUUCAGUGCUUCUGUCAUAUUCAUGUGUAAAUACAUUCAUCAUUCUCCACAUUGGCGAUGAAUAUUGUUGUAGAACUUUUUUUCAAUCAUAAAUAAAAUAAAAUGUUGAAA